Messenger RNA from Aspergillus luchuensis, 2181 nucleotides. RefSeq lists its product as uncharacterized. The transcript has a single exon. Bases 1 to 2181 code for a protein of 726 amino acids. Lineage: Eukaryota; Fungi; Ascomycota; Eurotiomycetes; Eurotiales; Aspergillaceae. The record is from RefSeq and is a predicted model, not a curated record.
AUGCCGGCUCUCGAGGUCCCCGAGUCCGGGUUGUCUCUCUGCCGAGACAACCACGGCAAUGAUGCUACCACCAAGCCCGUUCAGAUUAUGCGGCUGAAUCUAGCUCAGGAUACUCUUGAUGAGCUGAUCCAGAGCCUCCGGAACGAUCAGACUGCUCGAGUUCGUCUGGGGAAACAUGCGACUCUCUACUACGGCUCCAAAUCCCAACAAUUCCAUCCCCUCCCCGAGACGUGUCGAUCAGAGCUAUAUAGCGGCAGCUCUACGGACAAGGAAAACCUAUAUUUCAGCGGGGUGUUGAGCCAUAGCUUGGAGGUCCAGAAGGCGAAGGAGGAUACCGCGAGUGCCGAUAAGGCAUUGGCCGAUUUGGAGCAAAGCCUGAAUGCCUUUGAAAGAGGAAAAGAGUCGAAGAAGACCGCUAUAAUCACAAGCCUUGAUGAAGUGAGGGCUUUGCGGGCAGGCGACAGACAUGGCACUGGAAAACAGACUGCUCGUCUGGGUCGUGCUCCGGCAAGCAAGGUGGAGCUGGAAAAGGAUCGACUGCUUAAUGCCAAUCGCUCCGUUUCCUCGAGCCCGGCUCUGGGAGUUGCUCGAUCACCUGCAUCUAUACCUCCGCUUACACCUACCUCCGCUCCGCUUUCUCAAAACAAAGAUCGCAUUCGCCUUGAAGCUCUCAAAGUCCCCUUCAUUCACCUUCUCGCCGUCCGGGCAGUUUCCGCCAAAUUCCUCGCGCGACAAACCCGCGCGUCCCUCGAAGACUGCGAGACUCUGGCUCGGAAAUACGGCAUCGAAAACCGAAUCAAUCCGGAGAAGUUCGAUCUCAAAGAUAAGACCUAUCGGGAGCUUGAUGUGUGGAAAUUUCCCUAUCCCUCCCAGGAAGAUCGGCAGGAGGCAAUUGAGAAUGCCAUCUCUGCAUUCGAUCGCCUGCGAAUUUCCCGGUCCGACAAGCUCUGGCAGAUGCUUCUUCCCAAGGAAGAACGCGGAAAGGGCAAGUGCUUAUCGCGCCUGGACUUGCGGACGGGCCCCAUCAAGAAAGCUGCGACACCUCGGAUACAAGUACAAACAUCUGAUGACAAUAGCAAGGACGGUUACACUACGGGUCAGGAGACCGACAAGGCUAGUGGGAAUGGUCUAACACCAAGGACGGGUGAGCCGACGUCAGCUCCCAGAUCUGGGACGGUCGCGCAGAAGAAACGGCCCGGCGACAAGGAUACCGGUGCGAAACGGACUGCCGCAAAGACCAAGGUUGCGGGUAACAGUACCUUGACGGGACGCGUCACCAAGAAGGCGGAGCGGAAGACGACCGCGAAACAACCAGAGGGCAAGUUCAAGUCGGCGGAAUUCGUUCAUGACUCGGAUGAGGACGACACCGACCUGCCAGAUGCAUCGUCAACUGAGAAGCCACAGCCUGCAAAGGCAAAGGCUGAACCUAAGCCGCAGACUAAACUGCAGAAGCCCAGCCCUCCCAGGGAACCCUCUCAUGCGCCUACCCCGAAGGUGGAGCAACCAGAAGCUACACCUAAAUCGGAGCCGAUCGACCAAGCGUCACAUCGGCCUAUGGCAGCAAAGAGGCCUCCUUCCUCGCGACCUCCUGCGCAAAAGUCCCCUCAGAAGUCCCCUCAAAAACCGUCGCCCCUCGGGUCCUCGCCCCCCACCAACGCCUCUGAUAUCCAAAAUCGCAGUCGUUCUUCAAGCCAAAACAAUUCUUCAAGUUCCUCGUCAUCAUCGCCCCUCAUAACCCAGGUCAACAAGCCCAGGCCUGUUGCGAGCGCCCCCACUGUGAGAAAAGUGGUCAAGACCAACGGUGUAUCCAGACCAGCUACCGUGACCAAUCCCCUGAAGCGCAAGGCGGAACUUGAGCGGCCUGCAGCGCUAGCUCAAGUUCCCGGACGUAUUGCGGGGGAUCUGGAACACAAACGGCGGCGAGCCGUGAGCACGUCCAGUGGCAGUACUGGGAGCGCCUCGCCGCCCCUCCGCCGCGAAAUUACCAUCCAGGAGUUGCACGACAAGUCCAAGAAGUUCAAGCGGUUCUACGCCAAGUACCACGCCUUACAUGACGCACUGGCCUCUCAACAAAAUCCGUCGCGAGCCGACUUGGAGAAGCUCCAGAGGCAGCACACUAGUCUGCGGCGGAUGAAGGAGGAGAUAUGGGCCGAACAUCAGCAGCUCCGAGGUGGGCUCUAA